AUACCUCUAUAUACAUAUAAUACAUCAUGUCUUCUGAAAAAGUAUGGGGUGAUUACCCAGUAUAUUUCAAAGAGCCACUCAGAUGGUUGCGUUACCAUGCUCACACCAAGCCUCACUUCGUAGCUUCUAUUGGUUUGGGAUUAUCUGCCCCAUUACUUGUCAUCUUUGCCGCUCCAUUGAGAAGAAAGUACCUCUAUGCCGACCAUGAACCUAUUCCAUCUGUUUACCCAUUGCCAACCAGAGCUAGAGACUCUAGUUUGACCGGUUACGACGACGAAUAAACAAAGUAUGUACUGUGUCUACAUCAUGUACUAUAGCUAAGGGUUAAAGUCUCUGCAAAUUUUUUUAGUCAUGGCAAGGUCGUUUAACUUGCCGAAUAUCAUACAUAAAGAAAAUAUACAUUAAAGAUAGAAA
Molecule: messenger RNA, 414 nt
Organism: [Candida] anglica
Lineage: Eukaryota; Fungi; Ascomycota; Pichiomycetes; Serinales; Debaryomycetaceae
Source: the annotation of a GenBank genome assembly